UUAGUACUUGAACAUCUGAUUGCACUGACAUUAUCAGUCCUUAAUAAUGCCUGGAAAUCAUGGAUGCAAGAACAUAUAGAGGCCACUGGCAAGGCGCCACCAGGGAAUGUUGCAGGAAACUACACCUGGGUUGGUGCCCCCCAGAGGCCUCCAGACUUGCGGUUGACGCCUGGACGCCAUGUCCAGCUGACCGUUCCACUAGAACAGUUGAUAGACCGUUUGGUGAAGGAGAACAAAGUGGUAGCCUUCAUCAAAGGAUCAAGGAGUGCUCCCCAGUGCGGAUUCUCACAAAGGGUGGUGGGUAUCUUGGAAGCACAUGGAGCAGAUUUCGUAACUGUUGAUGUGCUUGAUGAGGAACACAACCAUGGGCUAAGAGAGACCCUGAAGACAUACAGCAACUGGCCGACAUUCCCUCAGAUUUUCAUUGGAGGGGAGCUUGUGGGAGGCUGCGACAUUAUUUCAUCCAUGGCUGAAAAAGGGGAGCUUGCUGCCCUAUUUCAGAAAUAGUGCUUACGUGCUGGAUGAUUAAGUUGCUUUUCAUCCAUUUUUACUCUUUUACUGAAGAAAAGCGUCAAGCUUGUUUUGUAUCCCCUACUGUCUGUACAACUGCAAUCAUACUUGGGUGCUUGUAAGAAAAGAAAAAUAAUAUUUGGCCUAAGAAAAUGGUCAUUUGGA
Messenger RNA from Sorghum bicolor (sorghum), 675 nucleotides. RefSeq names its product monothiol glutaredoxin-S12, chloroplastic. NCBI's taxonomy places the organism in Eukaryota, Viridiplantae, Streptophyta, Magnoliopsida, Poales, Poaceae. The transcript has a single exon. The annotation marks the transcript as partial. The record is from RefSeq and is a predicted model, not a curated record.